AUGAUGAAGUUUGGUUAUCAAUUCUCAAAUCUUUUGGGAACUGUAUAUAGUGGAGGUAAUAUUCUGUUCACUCCUGACGGUAACUCUGUUAUCAGUCCAGUCGGUAACAGAUUGACAGUAUUUGAUUUAGUAAAUCAUAAUUCUAUCACCCUACCAAUAGAAACACACAGAGAUAUCAAAAUAAUUGCUCUUUCACCAAAUGGAAAGAUUUUAAUUGCAUCAGAUGAAAAUGGUUAUACAGCAAUUAUCAAUUUACAAAGACAUGUUCAGUUGGGUGAGUGUAAAUUUAAAGAGACACCAUCAAGUAUUGAAUUCUCUCCGAAUGGAAGUAUGGUUGCAUUCGGUAUCGACAGAAGAGUAUAUAUCUAUAAAUCACCAAUCAUUCAAAAGUCACUGAAUCCAAUGGUUAGACUUUCGUUGUUCCAACAUUCUCAAAAAAUAGUAUCAUUAGACUGGUCAAACGAUUCAAAGAAGUUAUUGAUAGCAUGUAAAGGUGGAACUUUGUUUGUUAGAGAAGGAAAUGAUAGACCACAUUUAUUCCAAGUUCAAGGUUCACAACCGGUUCGAGCUUACUUUGGUAAUAAAGAUUCGACUUUGAUUUUCGCAGUGUCAAAGAAGGGACUUGUACAAUGGCGUUACAUGAGUGAAGAGGAGAUCAAGUUGCAGAAACUUCAAAAUAACUUGUCAACAGAGAAUCCAGAUAUCAUUGUUACCACAGAGAAUCUACAACAAGAGAAAGCAGCGAGCGCAUUUGGUGACGAUCAAAAAAACAGAAACAAAAGAGCAAAAGGCAGAUGGAUAUAUACUAGUUUCAACCGUUUCGAAACAUCUCAGUCGGUUCGUGUAAAGUCGUGUCAGUAUCACAAAAUUGGAGGACUACUGGUUAUCGGUCUUUCCAAUGGUUUGUUCACACUCCACCAGAUGCCAGAGUAUCAGGAGUUAUAUCGUUUGAACAUCUCAAAUCAGGCCAUCACAUCGGUUGCCUUCAAUUCCACCGGAGAGUGGAUGGCAUUUGCUUCAAAGGAGUUAGGACAGCUAUUGGUAUGGGAAUGGCGUUCGGAAACUUAUAUCCUCAAGCAACAGGGACACUCUUACAAUAUGUCUACGAUGGCUUAUUCUCCAGAUGGACAGACCAUUGCCACUGGUGGUGAUGACGGCAAAGUCAAGAUCUGGAACACACAGUCUGGUUACUGUUUUGUUACUUUCUCAGAGCACGAAGCACCAGUUACAGCCAUUCGUUACUCUCCUGUUGGUAGCCAAAACGCCGUAUUCUCUGCUAGUUUGGAUGGAACUGUUCGUGCAUUCGACUUGUUGCGUUAUCGUAACUUCCGUACGUUUGUAUCGCCCAAUAAGUCGCAGUUCUCUUCAUUGGCCAUCGAUGCUGCCGGUGAAAUUGUAGUUGCCGGUUGUGUAGAUACCUUUGAAAUAUAUGUUUGGUCCAUUAGAACCGGUCGUUUAACCGAUGUUUUAUCGGGACAUACCUCACCAGUUUCAAGUGUAGCAUUCGACCCAUCCACUUCGAUGCUGGCAUCUGGUUCAUGGGACAAAACUAUCCGUGUUUGGGAUCUCUUUGAGGAUGGUGCCACAAAAGAGAAUAUUAUAAACAAAUCCGAUGUUUUGGCGAUAGCAUAUUCACCGGAUGGAUCGAGAUUCGCCGUAUCGACACUAGACGGUUCCAUUCAGAUAUUCGAGACUGCCAAUUGGACACAGGUUGGAAUUAUUGAUGGUAGACACGACAUUAUGGGUGGAAGAGCAGCCGCCGACCAAAAGAUGGUCAAGAACAGCGCAUCGGGUCGUGCAUUCAGCAGAAUCGCAUUCACUCCAAAUGGUCAGUGUUUGAUUGCCGGUGGUGACUCCAAGUACAUCUGUAUCUAUCACGUCGAUCAACAGAUUCUCCUCAAGAAAUACCAGACAUCACAUAAUAUGUCGCUGGAUGGAAUCUUUGAUAAUCACACAUGGCGCAAAGUCACAGAGUUUGGACACGUUGAUAUGAUGGAGGAGGACUAUGAGGAGGACGAAAAGCGUCACGAACACUCACUUCCAGGUGUAAAGAGAGGUGAUCUUGCUAAACGUUCCACCAAAAAGAAGAUUAAAACAUUCGAUCUCGCUAUUUCACCGACUGGUCGUGCUUGGGCAGCCACCACUACCGAAGGUCUAAUGAUCUACUCACUCGACGAAAAUCUAUUUUUCGAUCCCACAGAUCUCUCAAUGGACAUCAACCCAGAAUCCAUUCGAUCCACUCUAAAUGAUAAAGAAUAUCUUAAAGCAUUAAUUGUAAUGUAUUAA
Messenger RNA from Heterostelium album PN500, 2286 nucleotides. It is a transcript of the gene pwp2, whose product is annotated as WD40 repeat domain-containing protein. Lineage: Eukaryota; Evosea; Eumycetozoa; Acytosteliales; Acytosteliaceae. Gene Ontology annotation, molecular function: protein binding. The transcript is spliced from 3 exons. Bases 1 to 2286 code for a protein of 761 amino acids. Gene Ontology annotation, biological process: maturation of SSU-rRNA from tricistronic rRNA transcript (SSU-rRNA, 5.8S rRNA, LSU-rRNA); ribosomal small subunit assembly. The record is from RefSeq and is a predicted model, not a curated record. Gene Ontology annotation, cellular component: small-subunit processome; Pwp2p-containing subcomplex of 90S preribosome.